UUUGAGAGAGAAAGGAAAAUAAGGUGAAAAAAACAAACAAAAAGAGGACAUUUGUUUUUGAGCGAGUGAGUUGUUUUGACUGGGGGAUUACAGACAGACGGACGCAAUGGCGGCAACCUACCGCAUCGUCGUCAGCAGCAUCAACUGCUACAACAGCGUGGUGAUCGACCGGCGCGUCCAGCACACGGUGCACUACUGUAACGGGCCGUGCCAGGCACUGAAGCAUGGGCUGGACUGCACGGUGGCACACCGCAGCACUUGCUCCGAGCUGCUGGAGCUGCCUGCCGCCCCGGCCCCCGGCUCCCGGCCCUCGAGCGUCCACGAGCUGGGGGGCAAAUUCCCAGCCAUCGAGAAUGGAUUUGCCGGCCCCGGAGCCUCGGCUGAGGACUAUCACGCCCUCCCAGGUGGCCCCAGGGCCAAAAAGGGAUUGUCCAUCCAGAGCUCCACCAGCCUGAAGGACAUCACAGGAGAGGCUAUCAACCUGGCCAGUGGGAAGAUCAAGGAGUUCUCCUUCGAGAAGAUCAAGUACUCCUCGAGCCACGUGACCUUCCGGAAAGGGCGGAAGGUCCGGCCGGACUCCUUCAGCCGGCGGUCCACCGACCUGGACAUCAUCUACGGCCACUUUGGCGGGAACGACGAGAAUUGCCCGCCCUUCGGCCUGCUGCAGAAGUCCGUCCUGGAGGAGCACAAGCUGAGCCGCAGCGCCUCGCUGGAGCAGAACCUCAACAGCGUGGCCUCGCUCUACCUCAACAGCCUGAGCGAGGAGAGCCUCAUCACCCGCAUCCUGGAGAAGACCAAGGCCGACAGCAGUGCCUCGGGCGAGGACAUCAAGGCCUGCCUAGACAUCCUGCUCAAGUGCUCUGAGGACCUCAAGAAGUGCACUGACAUCAUCAAGCAGUGCAUCAAGAGGAAGUCGGCGAGGGGUGACAGCGACGAGUCAGGCAACUCCGACGUCCUGUACAAGAGUGUGAUGGCCCGGCUGUCUAGCUACCUGAAGAAGCUGCCCUUCGAGCUGGAGCAGGGGCAACCCGGCCGGCAAGAGCACAGCGACUUGGCCGAGCUGGUCAGCAGCCUCCACGGCCUGCAAACCCCCUUCUCCCCCAUCUUCGGCAACGAGCAGCCUCCCAGGUACGAGGACGUCGUCCACUCCCCUCCCCUCUCCAAACCUCUACCUCCCUCCUCCCCCCAGCCCGAGUCCCAGGAUGCCCCCAGGGAUGCAGCCGGUGGUGCCAAAUCCGUCCAGAGCCUUUCCGCCCAGCUGUCACACACCUCGUCCCCCGCCAACGGGCUGCAGCACGGCACCGCAGCGCCCGCCCCCCUGGCCGCCCUACCUCAGGCCACCCCGGUCAGCCGCUGCGAAAGCUUCUCGUCCACAAACUCCCUGCUGUCUAGCAGCAGCGACAGCAUCUGCAAGGAGUCCAUGGAGGCGCUGUACAUCGAGGAGGAUGCCGACGUCGGCAGGAUGCUGGACAGGGAGAUCCGAGGGGAGGGGAAGUUCAGCCUGGGCCUCACAGAGGCCAGGCAUUUUCCCAAAAAGCCCAGCACGCCAUCUGAAUCCAGUGGUGCGGACACGAUACGCGAGAACAGAAAUGGGACUGGGUUCAAGCCAAAGACGGAGCCUUUCUCGCAGCAAGGAGCCAGCAAGGUGCAUGUUACCGCCAGGAGUGCAGCUAGUCCUGAGCCAAGGCCUUUCCAGACCUCAGCCCAGGAGAGCAAGGAUGAUGACAUCGACAAGCUGCUGAUGGACUUGGAGUGUCUCUCUCAGAACAUUGAUAAGGAGUCACCUGCCAAGGCCAAAGGCCCAGAGCUCAGGAACUGCAGCCAGCAGACGGGCUCCCCCCAACAUGGCACCUUCAGCUCAGGAAGCAAAAGCUUGGUGCCUCCCGAAGGCCCAUCCCCUUCCCUGUCCCUGUCCCCUCCUCUGGACGCCAGCGGGGGGGAUGGAGGCACCGGUGAGGAAGACGAUGGGGCGCUGCUGCUGCGAAUUUUGGAGAGCAUCGAGAGCUUCGCCCAGGAGCUGGUGGAGAGCGGGACAGGCACGGGGACGCAGUCCAAGGAGAAGGAAGUGAUGCGGCUCCUCCAGGACACUCUGGCCACCGCAGGGAAGGCGGAGAUGACGUUGCAGGCGGACCUCAGCACCAGCCCUUCCCCUGUCCCCACCCCCACCCCCACCCCAACUCCUGCCCCAGCUCAGGCUCCAGCUCCCGCUUCGAUCCCCGCCCCCGUCACUGUGAGAGACCCUGGUUCCGCCCUGUUGAUCCAGCAGACUCCGGAGGUCAUUAGGAUCCAAAACAAGCCCGAAAAGAAGCCGGGGACCCCACCUCCGGCCCCCGCCCCGGCGCCGUCUACCCCCACGCCCCCUCCGCCCACACCCCCGCCCGUCAGCAAAGUGGUGGCCGCGCCGCCUCCCAGCUCCAUAAACAUUCCACGCUUCUAUUUCCCCAAAGGACUUCCAAACUGCAGCGCCAACUUCGACGAGGCCAUCAGCAAGAUCGAGGCGGCCUUCACCGAGUUCGAGGAGGAGAAGGCCGACAUCUAUGAGAUGGGGAAGAUCGCGAAGGCCUGUGGCUGCCCGCUGUACUGGAAGGCCCCGAUGUUCAAUGCUGCCGGGGGAGAAAGGACAGGCUUCGUGUCGGUCCACUCGUUCGUUGCGAUGUGGAGAAAGUUGUUACACAGCUGCUAUGACGACGCGUCCAAGUUCGUUUACUUGUUAGCCAAACCGGGCUGCAAUUACCUGGAGCAGGAGGACUUCAUCCCGCUGUUACAGGACAUAGUGGACACUCAUCCAGGGCUGACGUUUCUAAAAGAUGCCCCUGAAUUCCAUUCCCGGUACAUUACCACGGUGAUUCAGAGGAUAUUCUACACGGUCAACCGGUCCUGGACCGGGAGGAUUACCAUGACCGAGCUGCGCAGGAGCAACUUCCUGCAGACUCUAGCCCUGCUGGAGGAGGAGGACGAUAUCAACCAGAUCACAGACUACUUCUCCUACGAGCACUUCUAUGUCAUUUACUGUAAGUUCUGGGAGCUGGACACUGACCACGACCUCUUCAUCGACCCCAAGGACCUGGCCAGGUACAACGACCAUGCCUCGUCCAACAGGAUAAUCGAGCGCCUGUUUUCUGGAGCAGUCACCAGGGGAAACUCCGUGCAGAAAGAGGGCAGGAUGAGCUAUGCCGAGUUCGUAUGGUUCCUCAUCUCUGAAGAGGACAAGAAGAACCUCACAAGCAUAGAGUACUGGUUCCGCUGCAUGGACCUGGACGGGGACGGCGUGCUGUCCAUGUACGAGCUGGAGUACUUCUACGAGGAGCAGUGCGAGCGCAUGGAGGGCAUGGGCAUCGAGCCGCUGCCCUUCCACGACCUGCUGUGCCAGAUGCUGGACCUGGUCAAGCCCGCGUGCCAAGGGAAAAUCACCCUCCACGACCUGAAAAGGUGCAGGAUGGCACACAUAUUCUACGACACCUUCUUUAACCUGGAGAAGUACCUGGACCACGAGCAGAGGGAUCCCUUUGCAGUGCAAAAGGAUUUGGACAGUGACAGUCCAGAGCCCUCAGACUGGGACAAGUACGCGUCGGAGGAGUACGAAAUCCUGGUCGCUGAGGAGACUGCCAAUGAGCAGCUGCAGGAGGGGUCAUUUGAGGACGACUAUGAAUCAGAUGAGCUCACCGUCCCCUCAGAAAUUGGGAAUAAGAUGGACAAACUCGUCAUAUCCGACCUGUCGGCGUGAUCCUCGCUGGUCCAACGCACGACCCCACCUACCCCUUCCCCCUACACCCCGCCCGCUGGCGCCCCCCGUGGUCCUGACUGCCACACGAAGGGAAAGAAACAUCACCUUUUAAGCUAUUUUUCAGCUACUCUUCGGAAGGGAAAUGCUUUUUUCUACACUUUAAAAAAAGACAUUGUGUGUGUGCAAUAGAACGGCUUGUAAACCAAAAGGCUUUUUCCGUGUUGUGUAACAUGUCUUAACAUCUAGAUCUAGUCAGACUAUCCAUUCAGUUUUUUUUUUCUUGUUAGUUUUUUUUUCUUGUCCACUCAACAAACUGCCGGCAGAUUUCUUUGAUAUUUGUGUGAAUGGGGUUAAAUUACUACUUGUUUAACAGCUGUGAUCUUCAGAGCGCAGGACAUCCCUGAGAAAGCCACAUUACGCUUGGGAGAUCUCAGCUGAUUGACGAUAAUGAUGCUGUGACUUAAUGGAGAUUUUUUUAAUGGUCACAGAAUGUGACAAAAUUGAUAGUUUUUCAUUUAAAAACUGGUGUUUGAAGAUCUUGCAACCCCCCAUAGCCAUGUUUUGUUUAUUUAAGAGCAUUUUAAACAUCAUCCAAACCCCCUCAGUGAGUCCUCACAGUAUGAUCUACUGUAACAUGAGUUUUAUUUUGUUUUGAUUUUUAUAGGCAUGGAACAUAAUGUGUGAAACAUUAACACUUGAAUGUUUUCACUGUAUUGAAAUGUAUUAGACGUCACACGUAACUUGCUCUUUUCCGCCACCCAGUGGUCAUGUUUGGCAUCACAUGUUUAAGCUGGUCAAGAUAUUCCGUCUCAAGAGGAAUCCUUGCUCUGUAGGGCUGAAAAGUGAAGUCAGGAUAUAUUUAACUGUCUGAGAUAUGCACACAUAACUUGUAACUUACAGUUUAGUUUGUUUUUUUUUUUAAUGGUGAAACCAAAACCUUCGUUACACAUUUCCACAAACCAUUUCACUGUUUCAAAUGAAUUUUUAUCAGAGCCAUCUUAAUUUCCUUGGCUACAUAGGCUGAAUGAUAUAGUUUGAUAUAGGCGUCUCUUGUUUGUGAACAGCCUGACUAUAUGCAAUAAUUUUCGAUUUGAAAUCAGUGUUAUCUUCUAUGGUCUUAUGGUCUCACAGAAUGACUGUGGUCUAAAGUAUCCAAUGCUUGAAGGUGACUUCUUAUCUUUUUGAGAAAGUCGGUCUGAAAUUCUUUUCAGAGGAAGUGAAGAGACUGUAAUUACCGCCAAACAUGUAGCCUACUAAAAAAAUGAGCAUAGUGUCAAAAGGAAGACUACAGCUUGUAACGUAGUCAGACUGCAAUCAUACCUUAGAUCCCAGUGAAGCCAAGUAAAGUAUUUGUUGUGUCACAUCAAUGCUAAAAGCACACAUGUAAAUAAGAGGAAAAUGCAUCUUUUAUUUGAAAGGUACUAUUUAUUUCCUUAUUGCUUUGCCAAACCUCUCCUCUGUUUUACUGACAGUUAAGGCCUUGUAGAUACUGCCAAAUUAUUGCACUGUGUUCGGAUAGCUGCGUGUCACAUACAUUGGUGAUGACACCGGUGUAUUUAUUAAUCACGGUACCUGUCCGCCGCCUUGUCUCUGUAAUGUGACCUCUGGCUCUGAUGUAGCCUGUCAAAGUGAAUCUCACACACACACACACACACACACACACACACACACGCACGCACGCACGCACGCAGAGUGUCCCGUUACCCUCAUACACGAGUUACAGUCAAAUUUGUCUGUAUUUCUGCCACUGCCUUAACUCGGCGUUCACACACUGUGACAGCGGUGACCCAAGGGCCACGGUCCUGCGGUGGCGUACAGGCCCUCCAGCCUGUGAGCACUUGUGCGUCUCCUUCAAGAUCGCCGCUCUCACAUCUCACUUUUUUUUUUUUAAUUUGCCUCCCUGCGUUCCCAAGAUAACCAGCAUCCAAUCAGUGAUCUCUAUCUUAUUUCACCCCCCUCCUCUCCCGUGAACGCCUUAUAAUUCGACAUCAGUUCUCAGCAGAGCCGUCCCUAGUCCGGUUCCUCUGUGCCACUGCUGAGAGAACUGGUGUCCAGCCACACUUUUUACUGUACACAAGCGGAGGAUUUUUUUUUCUUUUUGUAAUUAGUGUAAAAUAUUUUAUUGCAGGACGUACAUAGUUGCAAUUCAUUGUAACAGGCCUAUGUGCAACACAUACCUUUAGCUGUAGCUAUACUGUUUUUAAUGUUCCUAUAGAACCUUUUCUAAUAGUUACUGUAAAUCUCUUUGUAUUGUAUUUUCCCAAGUGAACUUCUCUGCCACUGAGUGGCACAGGGUUUUUAAAUUAUAAUUUUACUAUUACUGCCAGUGUUAUGUUAUGUGCAUCAAGCUUAUUGAGGUGGAAUUUUACAAGGAGUUCUGUCUGAUUUCACUGUAUGAAGACAAUCAACUGGACGUUUUUUUAGGAGGGCAUCUGACGCUGAAGUAGCACUUCUCUGUUAGUCGGGGUAACUUUCGAAGCAAUAAAACUGCUGUAAUGACGAUAACUUAUCGAGGCGAUUUGAUGUAAAAAGGAAAAAAAAGAGGCGAAAAUCAAAACUUGAGAUUAAUGUUUAAAUGUGUGAGUUAUACCACUAAUAUUCUAGGUCUAUGCAAAUCAGAACUUCUUACAGGAGAGGCAGCUGUAAAUGUAACGAAACGACUUCUGAAACCACACACCUGUCCGUGUCGCUCUCUCGGUUCUACCUGGCCUGUCCACGUGUAUCCUCUUCUCCGGAGUACGUGCGUCUAUUUUGCGGACAAUUGUGAGUUGAAUGGACCCCAAAACCAGGACUUAUAAACAGGACUUAUAAUGAGACUGUGCUUGUGUUUCGCAUGGCUUUUUUUUUCUUUGAGAUUCUAAAAUAAA
Molecule: messenger RNA, 6591 nt
Organism: Megalops cyprinoides (Indo-Pacific tarpon)
Lineage: Eukaryota; Metazoa; Chordata; Actinopteri; Elopiformes; Megalopidae
Gene: ppp2r3a
Product: protein phosphatase 2, regulatory subunit B'', alpha
Exons: 13
Coding region: 107-3724 (1205 amino acids)
Biological process (GO): protein dephosphorylation
Cellular component (GO): protein phosphatase type 2A complex
Molecular function (GO): calcium ion binding; protein phosphatase regulator activity
Source: RefSeq, a predicted model, not a curated record